Catharus ustulatus (Swainson's thrush) is the source of this 1480-nucleotide messenger RNA. RefSeq names its product RNA binding motif protein 48 (gene RBM48). Gene Ontology annotation, cellular component: nucleoplasm. Gene Ontology annotation, molecular function: nucleic acid binding. Lineage: Eukaryota; Metazoa; Chordata; Aves; Passeriformes; Turdidae. The transcript has 5 exons. The record is from RefSeq and is a predicted model, not a curated record. Bases 141 to 1379 code for a protein of 412 amino acids.
CGACGAGGUCUGCGCUCAGUCCCGCGGUUCCCGGGGAGGCAGAGAAGGAGGCCCUGAGCCUGGCCUGCUGCGCGGCAGGAGAUUCUUGUUACUGCAGCAGAACUGCGAGAUUUGGGUGCUCUGUGUGCCCUUAGCGUACAAUGGCUGGCGUGAGAAAGGAACGGCUAAAGUUGGAAAAGAUCUUUAAGAUCAUGAAGCCCAACCCGCAUCUAUUUCCAGCCUCUUGUCAAGGAGCUGUGGAGAGCAAUAAGGUCUUCCCGACACACUUUUUUUCCAGGCUUAGCACUCCCCCGCCCGGCUCGCUCAGCUGCUCCUCAUCAGACCUGUGGCCCAGACCCUUCACCAGCUCCGUUGCUCUUCUCUGGACAUGCUCCGGCCCUCAGUGUCUUGGAGAGAGAGGCUCUGAACUGAGCCCAGGACUUGAGGUUUACACUAUCAACUUGGAAUCUCGCUAUGUACUGAUACAAGGAGUUCCUGCAUUAGGUGUUAUGAAGGAAUUAGUUGAACAAUUUGCAUUAUAUGGUGCCAUUGAAGAAUAUCAUGCUCUAGAUGAAUAUCCAGCAGAACAAUUUACUGAAGUAUAUCUUAUAAAAUUCAAAAAACUCCAGUGUGCAAGGGUGGCCAAGAAAAAAAUGGAUGAACGAAGUUUCUUUGGUAGUUUGCUGCAUGUGUGCUAUGCUCCAGAAUUUGAAACAGUCCAAGAAACUAGAGAGAAGCUGCAAGAUAGAAGAAAGUACAUAGCAAAAGCAACAAAUCAAAGAGAUUGCUUUGUGUUAAAGAAAAUAGAAGGCCCUAAGAAGACAGCCUCAAAGAACUCUGAGCAAGACUGUCCAUGGAGUACAUCAGGAUCACAUGUAGCCCGUAACUGGGAUCCAUCCUGUUUUACAAGUUCUCCUGGGGUAUCCCACAACAUAGCAUAUCCAUCUGGGAAUCAGAAUCAGAGCCUGUUAUCUCCAUACUAUGAUAACAAUUGUGCUGAAAUUCCUGGGUACUUUGGUGAAAACACAUCUUUAACUCCAAGUGUGCAUCCAGGAGGACAUGCUCCACCAGCUUCCUUAAUGCAGCAAAGGAUGGUUCCAGCUUACAAUGGAAUUGACAGGUUUUUGCCUCGUACAACUCAUCUGCAAGAACGUAAGAGGAAAAGAGAAGAAGGUAACAAGUUUUCCCUCAUUGGAACAAGUGAGGACAAUACUGAAGUUGUUAUUGGUCCACAACUACCAGAAAUACCUAAAGUGGAUAUGGAUGAUGAGUCUUUGAAUACCUCAGCUACAUUAAUUCGAAAUAAACUGAAAGAGGUAGCAGAUUCUGUUUCAACGUCUGUGGAAAAGCCAGAGAGCAGCUCAGCGAAACCACUUGUAAAGCAGAGAAGAAGAAUAUAGAUACUGCUGGCAGCAUCUACCAAUAGUCCUUUUGUAAAGAAUAUAGUUUAAAAAAAAAUAUAUAUUUUUAAUGUAAAAAAUAAAACAUUCUUUAUACUGUA